This is a messenger RNA of Cavia porcellus (domestic guinea pig), 7756 nucleotides long. RefSeq names its product centromere-associated protein E. Gene Ontology annotation, biological process: microtubule-based movement. The record is from RefSeq and is a predicted model, not a curated record. Lineage: Eukaryota; Metazoa; Chordata; Mammalia; Rodentia; Caviidae. Gene Ontology annotation, molecular function: ATP binding; microtubule motor activity; microtubule binding. The transcript has 46 exons. The coding region runs from base 76 to 7278 and encodes 2400 amino acids.
UGAGGCGCCGCGUCGGGGAAAAUUUAAACCCGAGGCGGGGCAGCUGGCCGCAGCGCAGAGCGGGUGGCGGCGGCCAUGGCGGAGGCAGCGGCGGUGGCUGUGUGCGUGCGGGUGCGGCCGCUGAGCAGUAGAGAAGAAGAACUUGGAGAAGCUCCCCAGAUUUACUGGAAAACUGACCAUAAUGUUAUUUAUCAAGUUGAUGGGAGUAAAUCCUUCAAUUUUGAUCGUGUCUUUCAUAGCAAUGAAACUACUGCAAAUGUAUAUGAAGAAAUAGCAGUGCCGAUCAUCGAUUCUGCCAUACAAGGGUAUAAUGGAACUAUAUUUGCCUAUGGGCAGACCGCUUCUGGAAAAACCCAUACUAUGAUGGGCUCAGAAGAUUGUUUGGGAGUUAUACCCAGAGCAAUUCAUGACAUCUUCCAAAAAAUUAAGAAGUUUGCGGACAGAGAGUUUCUCUUGCGUGUGUCUUACAUGGAGAUAUACAACGACACCAUUGCAGAUUUACUCUGCAGUACUCAAAAAAUGAAACCUUUGUUAAUUCGAGAAGACAUCAAUAGGAAUGUAUACGUUGCUGAUCUCACAGAAGAAGUGGUUUACACGUCUGAAAUGGCUUUGCGCUGGAUCACAAAGGGAGAAAAGAACAGACAUUAUGGAACAACAAAAAUGAAUGAAAGAAGCAGUCGUUCACAUACCAUUUUUAGGAUGAUUCUGGAGAGCAGGGAGAAAGGUGAACCUUCUAACUGUGAUGGCUCUAUCAAGGUGUCCCAUUUGAAUCUGGUGGAUCUGGCAGGCAGUGAGAGAGCCGCUCAAACAGGAGCUGAAGGUGUGCGAUUCAAGGAAGGCUGUAAUAUAAAUCGAAGCUUAUUUAUUUUGGGACAAGUGAUCAAGAAACUAAGUGAUGAACAAAUUGGUGGUUUUAUCAAUUAUCGAGAUAGCAAAUUAACUCGAAUUCUCCAGAAUUCCUUGGGAGGAAAUGCAAAAACUCGUAUCAUCUGCACCAUUACGCCAGCCUCUUUUGAGGAAACUCUGACCACUCUACAGUUUGCUAGCACUGCUAAAUAUAUGAAGAACACUCCUUACGUUAAUGAGGUGUCAAGUGAUGAAGCGCUCCUGAAAAGAUACAGAAAGGAAAUAGUGGACCUGAGAAAGCAGCUCGAGGAGGUAAAUAUAAAGACUCGGGCCCAGGAAAUGGAAAAAGACCAGUUGGCCCAGCUUUUGGAUGAAAAAGAUUUGCUUCAAAAAGUACAGGAUGAGAAAAUUCACAACUUAACACGGAUGCUGGUGACCUCAUCUUCCCUCACAUCACAUCAGGAAUUAAAGGCUAAAAGAAAACGAAGAGUCACUUGGUGCUUUGGCAAAAUUAACAAAAUGAAGGAUUCAAACUACGAGAGAGAGUUCAGUAUACCAGUGAAUGUGACAACCAGGACAUCCAGGAAUGCUGUCACACUGUUAGGGGAGAUUGAUGAGACUUUCUUGGAGUCUGAUACCUUCAGCAAUACUCCUGAUACACUAACAGAGAUAGAGUGGAAUUCAGCGACACAGCUACUAAAUGAGGAAAACUUAGAAAGUGAGUUGAACUCACUUCGUGCUAAAUAUGAUAAUAUGGUAUUAGACUAUGAACAAGUAAGAAGAGAAAAUGAAGAAAUGAGGUUAAAACUAAAAGAAAGAAGUGACUUGGAUGAAUUUGAGGCUCUAGAAAGAAAAACUGAAAAAGAUCAAGAGAUGCAACUAAUUCACGAAAUCUCCAACCUGAGGAAUUUAGUUAAGCACGCAGAAGUUUAUAACCAGGAUCUUGAGAAUGAACUAAGCUCCAAAGUAGCACUGCUGAGAGAGAAAGAAGCUGAGAUUAAGAAGCUGCAGAACUACAUAGACUCCCAGAAGUCAGAGAGCACAGCCUUGGACUCGCCCUUCCCACGGGACAAUGAUGAUGACUUCAAAGAAAUGAAACAAUCUUUGUUUGAUGCUGAGACUGUAGCCCUUGAUGCCAAGAGAGAAGCAGCCUUUCUCCGAAGUGCAAAUCUGGAACUGAAAAAACAAAUGAAAGAACUUGCAAAUACGUGCAAACAAAUGGAAAUUGAUACUCAGGUAUAUCAAAGCCAGUUGGAGGCCAAAAAGAAAAUACAAGUUGAUCUGGAGAAAGAGUUACAAUCUGCCUUUAGUGAAAUAACCAAACUCACUUCCCUUGUAGAUGGCAAACUUCCAAAAGAUUUGCCCUGCAAUUUGGAAUUGGAAAGGAGGAUUACAGAUCUGCAGAAAGAGCUGAGUAAAGAAAUUAAAGAAAAUGAAGCUUUACAGAAGGAGAUUAACUUGCUGUCAGAGCUGAAAUCCCUGCCCCCUGAGAUAGAAACACUGAAGAAAGAGAUGCGUGAUCGCUCAGAGGAGCUGUCUGUGGUAACAUCAGAGAGAGACAGGCUGUGCUCCGAAGUGACCCAGAAGGACAGCAGAAUCCAAGCCUUACUUGAGGAAAUUGGGAAGACUACAGAGGACCUGGCCACCAUCCAGCUGAAUUAUCAAAACACUGUGCAAGAACUUCAAGAUUUCAAAAUCCUUUGUGUGGAGUUGGAGCAAAAAUAUAAAACGGUCCAAGAGGAGAAUGAGAAAAUGAAUCAGCAAGUGGGAAGUCUCUCCAGAGAAACAGAAAACCUUCGUUUGAGUUUAGAUACUGUGAGGACUGAGCUUUCCGACAAUGGCCCGCAGCAUCAGCAGGAAACAGCCAAGGUUCAGGAGAGGCUGCAUGAGGUGGAGCAACUGCAGGAAGAGUUAGAGCGGAGAGACGCUGGGCUCCAAGCUACCGAGCAGGAGAAGGCGCUGGUGAAGCAGCGGCUGCAGCAGACCCUAGAGGAGGUACAAAGCCUGGCCCGGGAGAAGGAGGCCCUGAGCCAGCUGUGUGACAGCCUGCAGGCAGAGCGGGACCAGCUCCAGGACACGAACACAGACACGCAGGAACAGUUGCGAAAUGCCUUGGAGUCCCUGAAGCAACACCAGGAAACAAUCACGGCACUGAAAGUGAGAAUUUCUGAGGAGUCAUCCAGGAAUUUGCAUGCAGAGGAAACCCAAGGAGAAACCGAGCAUGAAUUUCACCGAAAGCUGAUUAGUGUAGAUGAAAAACAGAAUUUGGAAACCGAAACAACUGGAACAUUGACUGCAGGUGUGAUGGACAGUGAGGAAUCUGAGCAACAAAGGAAGAUCCGCUCUCUGCUACAGGAGAAAAAUGAACUGCAGCAAAGGCUGGAAAGCGUUACAGCGGAGAAGGACCAGCUGAAGACUGAUCUCCAGGCAAACAUUGAAAUGACCAUUGAAAAUCAGGAAGAAUUAAGAAUUCUUGGAGACAAGCUUAAAAGGCAACAAGAAAUAGUCACCCAGGAAAAAAAGCAUGCCAUUAAGAAAGACGAAGUGCUUGCUCAGACCUGUGAGAGACUGGCAGAAGUUGAAGGAGAGCUACAGGAAAAGAAUGAGCAGCUCCAAGAAAAACAGCAGCAGCUUCUUACCGCACAAGAGGAGAUGAGUAAGAUGCAGAAAAAGGUGAAUGAAAUGGAGAAUCUAAAGAAUGAGCUGAAAAACCAGGAAUCCAGGCUAGAACGUGUGGAAAUGGAGAGGCUUGAGCUGGCUCAGAAACUGCAUGAAAGCUAUGAGGAAACGAAAUCCAUCACCAAAGAAAGAAACGCCCUAAAGGAAUCACGGGAGUCAGCGGAAGCAGAAAGAGACCAGCUUAAAGAAUACAUCAGGAAACUUGAAGCUGGACGCCCACAUACAGAAGAGGAGUCCGCCAUGGCCCCCAUGCAGCUAAGUGAACACCAGGAAAACAUUGCUGAGCUCCGAAGCCGUGUUGCUGAGACUGAAGCUGAGGAAGUUACUUCUCAGGAGGACUUAGAGGAAUCCAGGACCAGUGCGGAAGAAAAGAGUAACACAUCCCUGGCUGCCAGCAGUGUGUUUCGUGAUUCCCUGAAAAUCCAAGAGGCUCAGGACAAACAAGAGCAGCCCUUCACGGGGGGAGAAAAAGUGGAGAGCCCUGAAGGGAGAGAGGUGGAGGAAAGGAAGGAGCGGUCUGAGGCCAGAGACUCUGCCCUGCCGAGGGGGGAAAUGGAGAGGCUCCAGCUGUGUGAGAGCCUUGAGGAGAGUCGCCGCCGACUGUCAUCCUUAGCGAAGGAGAGAGACGACCUCCAGAGGCUGCAGGGAACGCUGCAGGCAGAGCGUGACCAGCUCACAGAGCGUGUCAGAGAGCUCAGCGCCAAACACCAGGACACAGAAGAGGAGCUUACAGUUGCUCAUUGCUGCCUGAAAGAGCAAAAAGAAACCAUUGAUAAGCUGAGGGUGAAUCUGUCUGAGAAGGAAGCCGAGCUGGUGGGCGUUGAAAAGGAACUAGAAGCAGCCCGCCAGGAGCUUCAGAAAAAGCUCCAGGAACUUGAGGAGGAACGGCAGUGUCGCAGGGCACAAGCUGCCCAGGAGGCCCAGGAGGCUAGGUGGGACGCAGAGCGCUUCAAAGAGCAGCUGGAGGCCCAGAGGUCGGCCCUGGAAAACAUGGACUCGGAGAAUAGGAAGUUGACGCAGAGGCUCCAUGAAAACCUUGAGGAAAUGAGAGCUGUCACACAAGAGCGAGAUGACCUCAGGAGUGUGGAGGAGACUCUGAAAGCAGACAGAGAGCGGCUCAGGGAAAGCCUGGAAGACGCUGUGGCCAGAGACCUGGAAAAACAGGAGGAAGCAAGAAUUGCUCACCUGCAGCUGAAAGCGCAUCAGGAAACCAUCGAUGAACUCAGAGGGGUUGUUUCUAAGAAGACAGCCGAGAUGCUGAACACGCACGUGGACUUGGAAAGCGCACAGGCGGCCUUGAAAGCGCAGGCCCAAGAACUUGAGAAGAAGGACCAUCAGCUUCUUCAGGUGGAAAAUAAUCUCAAAGAAACUACGUUUCAAACGGAAGUGUUGAAGAAGCAAAUGGAGACCCAGAAUGCAGCUCUGGAGAGCUCGGAGAAGGAGCGAUUCAGACUGACCGAGCAGCUGGAUGAAAACCGCGAGGAAGUGCAGUUUCUGAAGGAGGAAAAUGAGAGCCUGAGAAGUGCGGAGGAGGCCCUGAGAGAGGACAAAGAGCGGCUGCAGGGGAGGCUGAGCAGGGCAGAAGCCCAGGUGCUGCAGAUGCAAAAGGAGCUCAAGAUGGCACAGGUGCAUCAGAGAGAACACCAGGAGACUAUCGCUGGCCUCCAGCGGCUUGUUUCGGAGAGGACAGAGGAAGUGGCGACUAUGAAGGCGGAUUUGGAAACUUCCGGUGCUCAAUUUCAAGAAAAGAUUAGAAAACUGCAGAAUGAGAAUGAACGUCUACUCUCUAAAUUAAAAGAAGUCAGUGAGACACAAAAAGAGCUCAAGGACCAGAGUGUAAUGGACUGCCGGCCCUGCCGCCCACGGGAGGCCAUGAGCGCUGGAAGGAGGUCACCGCGUGGAGCAGUGCAGCAUCUCCCAGGCAACCUGAGGGAAAAGGGCCUCCGGAUAGGAGAGCUUCUGAAGAGAUACUCAGAGAUGGCUACUGAGUACGAGUGCUUGGACGGAUUGUGUCUGGACCUGGAGAAGGAACUUGAAAUCAAGAAAGAGCUUUCAACUCAAGUAAACUCGAACCUCUGCCGUUUGUUGCCAGAAACCAAACAGUUUCAGAAAUUACUGGCUACCAACCUGAACCGUUCCAUGGAAUUCCACAGGGUCCUGUGUGGACUGAAGUUUUUGCUAAUCGAUGUGGCGAAGAUGAAGGAGGAAGAGCAUGAAUCCAUCAAUAAGUUUGAAAUGGCUCUCAUCGAUGAGGUGGAGAAGCAGGAUGAGCUGCACAUUAAAAUGCGACAGCUCUGGCAGGAGGACAGGGGGCCGGCAUCAGAAUUCAGGCACCACAAGCUGAAUGAGCUCAUGGAUAUGCAGAUAGAGGAAAUUCUCAAAGACUUCUCAGAAAACGACUUCCCCAGCAUGAAAAUUGAGCUUCAACAAGCACUGAGUGACCAGAAAGAAAUGGUUCGGUUUUUGCAAGAGUGGUUGAGGACUCACUUUGACAUAGAAAAGCUUAAAAACGGCCUCCAGGAACAGUAUGACAGCAUUUGCCAAGUGAAUAAAUUGUAUCAUAACAAAAAACAUGCCAUAGUCGAUGAGGCACUGAUGUUUGACGAAAGAAGUGCUGCCAGAUGCACAGAGCUGGAGCAGUACCUGGACUCAGCAAGAGAGGAACGCAGAGCGCUGCUCAGAGGCUGCCAGGUGCUGCCUGCCUCCCCAGGGUCCAGUGUCCAGAGCGAGCCUGUUGCAUGGGCCGACAAGAGUCCUCGUGUCCCCCCAGGAGCUGUGCAGCUGGCCAUACAGAAAAUUCAGGAGCUGCAAACUUCCCUUCGAGAAGCGAAAGAAAGCGCUGUGCAUAAGGAAGACAAGAUUAUACAGAUGCAGAAAGAAUUUGAACAAUCCCGUGACCUCAUAGUGAAACUUGAAGCCAAAGUUAAUGAAUCAAAUAAAUGCCUUGAAAAAUCCAAUGAAAUGAUCCAAGAACUUCAGGACAAAGCCGCUCUAGGAGCUAAGCCAUACAAGCACGAGAUUGAAGUUCUGAAGACGGAGCUGGUGAAAUCAGACCUGGAUAAGAAGAAAAUUGCCAAGGAAUUUGAGAAGGACAUUGCUUCUGCCAGAGCCCUCGUGGAUCAUCAGAAAGAAGUCAUCCGGCAGCUAAGAGAAAACCUCAGGAGGAACCAGCAGGCACACGAGACCUCACUGGUCCUAGAGCCCGGGCCUGACCCGCCUCGCCAAAAGCCCCUGACCUGCGGCGGGGGCAGUGGCAUCGUGCAGAACACUACGGUGCUCAUCCUGAAGAGCGAGUUCCUGCGGCUGCAGAAGGAGCUGGCGUCGCUGACGCAGCAAAAUGAGCAGCUGAUGCAGCAGAAGAGCGAGCUGCUGAGCAAUAACCAGCAACUUUCCAAGGAGGUCAGCACUUGGAAGGAGAGGAGCCUCCGAAGAGAGCCUCAUGGGGAAGUCACCUGCCAGCCAGUUCUGAGGUCCCCUGCUCGGGUGCCUGGGGACACCCCUCAGAAGCAGCAGGACAUCCUUGCUCCACGGGGGGAGCGUAACGUGCAGGACCCUGUGCCGAAGGAUUCGCCCAAGUCUCGGUUUUUUGACCCCCGCUCCAAGUCCUUUGUGACCCCUCGUCCAGUUCGCUACUUUGACAACUCCGGCCUGGGCCUUUGCCCAGUGGAGCAAGCAUCAGACACAGAGAACACGGACCCCAGGUUACCGCCCAGCACCUCCCUGAGGGAUGCGCCCGAGUGCAGGAUGCAGUAGGGCCCGCGGCCUGCAUGCCGGCUGCCUGGGAACAGGGCUCUCGACCUGCUGUGUCCUCCUCAUGCCACGUCAGCGGGCCGCACGAGCUCCGGUCCACCUUCACCCGGCCGCCGCCACUGGAAGAUGAAGGAACAGGAGUAAUGGAGAUUGGUGACAGCAAGACCUCACGUGUGACGCUUUUAAAUGUUGACUUAUUUAUUUAUGUGUUGUAAAGAAUGAAGACACUGGGGCUGGGGAUUUAACUCGGCGGCAUAAGCAGCUCCUGGCAAGUGCAAGGUCAUGAGUUCAGUGUGUCGUGUCCCCUUCACCACCCCCCCCCCGCCAUUGAAAACAAAGAAGUCACUGAGGGGAAUCUCAGUCUGUCAGUGUGGGCACAGUAUCCACAGCUGUGUUACUCACACGUUAUUUGGGAAUGAACAAAAUUAUAAACCCCUUGUGAGCACUUGCACACUGAAUAAACAUGUACUUCUGGAUCGCA